Thelazia callipaeda (thelaziosis nematode) is the source of this 633-nucleotide messenger RNA. The record is from the annotation of a GenBank genome assembly. Lineage: Eukaryota; Metazoa; Nematoda; Chromadorea; Rhabditida; Thelaziidae.
AUGCACAACUCUGCGGCGUGCGACUUCUACACAGGAGGCAAAGUUCGCACAACAUUAAAUAUCAAGAAGAAGCAACUUGGAUUAUUCGGCUUAUUUUUCGUUUUAUUGGUUCUGGCGCUGGAUCGCAUUGCGGCAUUCUGUGGGCUGUACUUAUCCCGCGCUCAGAUUUGUUGUACUCAUCGUUCUCGCUUCGUCCUCGUGGAAUCCAUAUCGAUUGUCCAAGGAGAUGCUUUCGAGCGUCUUCUUGAGAACUAUCGAUUGCAUAUGUUACAAAUAUUGGGAAGAAUCUCACGUACCCGAGCUACUUUUCCAUUAUUAUCUAUCUCUAUAACUAGCUGUCAGCCUGAACGCUAUAAUGCUCAUCGUGUUGGCAUUUCUCGAAUUAAACGUAAUAAAUAUGUUCGACAAUAUUAUGUCACACUGCUACAACCUGAUGGGUCAACAAUUAAAAUGCGGGCUUCUGAACCCUUGGAUUUGAUCCAGAUGCCAUUUAAUUUGGAUAUGUUAACAGAUGAUGAGCGCAGAAAAUUAGAAAUUAAAAGGCAUAAAGCAAAGAAAGUUACGAAAAAGCAAGAAGUUGUGAAGUUUAAUGCCGACGAAUAUGUUGAUUUAUGGAGGAAAAGCUCAAAAUAA